AUGGAAUUAAACGUAAAGACAACGAGCUCACAGGCGUUGCUGUCGUGCGGUAACGGAGGAGGUCUCAGUGAGAAGCUUCUCCUCAACCCAAAAGCUGGAAGAUCUCUGCAGACAGAGAGAGUCCCCAGAAGCAACGUUUUUCUCCGUUUAGCUGCUUCAAGUGUGUCUUUCACCAGUCGUGUAAUUUUGUCCCCGUGUCCUCAGGAUGUAGCACUCGUGGAGCUCGAUGAGUCAGGUGACAGCGAGACGUCGGACUCUGAGGAGUCGGACUGCAGCGACGAUGACGGCGAGGUCACAGAGCAGAACUUUAAGCUGCCCGGAGACAAAGGCAAGAAAAAGAAAGUCAGCAUCAUGGUUCUGGACCAGCAGGGGGAGUAGGCGAGUCAGAGGGACCUUUAGUUUCUUUUCCAUGGGAAACGUUUUGCCAACGAGAUCCUCAGAUGUCAUGUCGGAGUUUCUUUUUUUGUUUCUUUCAAACCUUCUUCACACACGGACAGAAAAGCUGCGUCCUGUGGGAGUGCAGUGGAUACUGAAACGUGCACACAAACUGCCCAUAGAGCCAGAACAACUGCUGGGAGUCUGCCCUGUGACCACGACGUCCUCUGCUUCAUGAACGUGAACACAUCCUUGCAUCAGUUUGGGCUUCAAACCGUUCACUCCAGCUCUCUGCUGAAGCAGGAAGUGAAUUGUGAGUGCAGGUGGUAAUGAAACAAAGCUCCAUGCUCCACAACCAGCAUUGAGUGAGUGACCACAUGGAUGAAUGAUCCUGGAUCCCGUUGCACAUGCUGGCAGUUGAACCGUGCAGCAUAUUGUCUUUGUCUCAGUGGAUGCAGCAUCUAUCAUUGGACCGUUUUACACCAAAUGAGGUGCCUGUUUCUUCUUUGUGUUUGUGGAUACAGCGUGUUCACUGACAGUACAAGCCCGAGCAACAUACUGUACCCUCAUCAUGUAUCCAGUGUGACAGAUAAUGCUUAAAGUGCACAGCAUAAAGCGCUCUCAGCUUUUAGAAUUCGAGCCUCUGUGUAUAUUUGUUGUUUUCACUUCUGUUAAGAAUUAUUUAUAUUUUCCACAGAUUCUCCUUUUUUGAAACAAGGCUGUGAAUGUGAUUUUGAACCAACUGAAUAAAGUUUAAUGAUGAUUUAAUGAUAA
Messenger RNA from Neolamprologus brichardi, 1149 nucleotides. Lineage: Eukaryota; Metazoa; Chordata; Actinopteri; Cichliformes; Cichlidae. The record is from RefSeq and is a predicted model, not a curated record.